UUGACAUGGUUUUGUUUGUGUAGCUGAAUUGGAAAAGUGUCUGCGUUGAAGUGUAAAGAGGUUUAUUUCAAGACUUGAGGUUUAUUUCCUACAAGAGAACAAAUAAGCAAAUAAAACUCAAGGAGAUGAGAGAAAACUCAAAAGAGGAAUAAAGAGAGAAGAGAGAAAGAGAGAGAUGUUGAACAAGGUGAGGGGUCUGUUCUUUGUGGCUAUUCUCUCCCUUGUAUAUACUCAGCUGAUCAAAGGGAUAUCUUUGCCCGGCUGCACAGAUAGGUGUGGUAACACCACAAUCUUGUACCCUUUUGGAAUUUCUGCAGGUUGCUACUAUCCCGGAGAUCAAAGUUUCCAACUCACCUGUAACGAAAGAAAUAACAAGUUAAUCUUUGGCGGCAAUGAAGUGAUCAACAUAUCUCACAGCGGCGAGCUACGUGUCUUGAAUACUAGAUCCUAUGUUUGCUACAAUAGGCAAGGAGAACAAAUUGGCCGCCAAAACCGGUGGUCUAGGCUGGGUAAUUUAACAUUCUCCGUCAAGAACAGAUUUACUGCAGUAGGCUGUGACACUUAUGCCUUUCUGAACACUAAUGGACUUGGAAAUUACUCAACUGGAUGUAUGUCAACAUGUGUUUCUCCCAGGGAAACAAAUGGAUCAUGUUCUGGUGGAGGUUGCUGCCAGACUUCUGUCCCUAGAGGGAGCAAUUACUUUAGAGUCAGAGCAUAUAGCUUUUCCAACCAUUCUUCUGUGUAUCCCUUCAACCGCUGCAGCUACGCCUUUCUAGUCGAAGAUGGUAUGUUUAACUUCAAGUCUUUAGAAGAUCUUAAGAAUUUGCGGAAUAUCAAAAGGUUCCCUGUGGUACUGGAUUGGUCUAUUGGUAAACAGACAUGCGAGCAAGUAGGACGCGAAAGCAUAUGCCGUGGGAACAGUAUAUGUUCCAACUCUGUUCGUGGAACCGGGUAUAUCUGCAUAUGUAAAAAAGGGUUUGAUGGCAAUCCAUACCUUUCAGAUGAAAACGGCUGCCAAGACAUCAAUGAAUGUACGACUACCAGUACUAUCCAUAGACAUAACUGUUCAGGUUCCAGCACCUGUGAAAACACGAUGGGACACUUCCUUUGUAAUUGCCCAUCUGGUUCUGACUUAAAUACUACCACCAAUAGCUGCAGCCGUAAAGACAGGCCUGAAUACUAUGGAUGGACUAAAAUUUUUCUUGGAACUAGCAUCGGCUUCUUGGUCCUCCUACUUGUCGUUAGCUGUAUACAACAGAAAAUGAAAAACCGGAAGGACACCCAGCUCCGUCAACAAUUCUUCGAGCAAAAUGGCGGUGGCAUGUUGGUACAGCGGCUCUCAGGAGCAGAGUCAUCAAACUUUGAUGUUAAAAUCUUUACUGAGGAAGGCAUGAAGGAAGCAACUAAUGGUUAUGAUGAGAGCAGAAUCCUUGGUCAGGGAGGACAAGGAACAGUCUACAAAGGGAUAUUCCAGGACGAGUCCAUAGUUGCUAUAAAGAAAGCUCGGCUUGGAGACAAUAGCCAAGUAGAGCAAUUCAUCAACGAAGUGCUCGUGCUUUCACAAAUCAACCAUAGGAACGUGGUCAAGCUCGUAGGCUGCUGUCUAGAGACAGAAGUUCCCUUAUUGGUCUAUGAGUUCAUUACCAGUGGCACCCUUUUUGAUCACUUGCACGGUUCAUUGUUUGAUUCUUCUCUUACAUGGGAACACCGUCUGAGAAUAGCCAUAGAAAUUGCUGGAACUCUCUCAUAUCUUCACUCCUCUGCUUCUAUUCCAAUAAUCCACCGCGAUAUCAAGACUGCUAAUAUUCUUUUAGAUGACAAUUUAACUGCAAAGGUAGCUGACUUUGGGGCAUCAAGGCUAAUACCGAUGGAUAAAGAGCAGCUGACAACAAUGGUGCAAGGCACUCUCGGCUACUUAGACCCAGAAUACUACAACACAGGAUUGCUAAACGAAAAGAGCGAUGUUUAUAGUUUUGGGGUGGUCCUCAUGGAACUGCUCUCGGGCCAAAAAGCAUUGUGCUUUGAAAGGCCACAAACCUCAAAACAUAUAGUGAGUUACUUUGCUGCUGCCAUGAAAGAGAAUAGGUUGCACGAGAUUAUUGACAGCCAAGUGAUGAACAAGGAUAAUUUGAGGGAGAUCCAGGAAGCUGCAAGAGUUGCAAUUGAAUGUACAAGAGUGACGGGAGAAGAAAGGCCAAGGAUGAAGGAAGUAGCUGCAGAGCUAGAGGCCCUGAGAGUCACAAAAACUAAACAUAAGUGGUCAGAUCAGUAUCCUGAAGCAGAAGAUAUUGAGCACUUGCUCGGUGUUGAAAUCCUAUCAGCACAAGGCGAAACCAGUAGCACUGACUACGACAGUAUCAAGAAUGUAGCAAGGUUGAACAUUGAAGCUGGUCGCUGAUAUUUUCGAUAAAUAUCUCUUUUGUUUGUGAUAAACUAAAGCUAUUUCUUUAUUGCUUCUUUGUCCUCCUAAACAUUUUAUAAACCAGAGUAUAAAUAAAUAACAUGACAUUCAAGAACA
This is a messenger RNA of Capsella rubella, 2518 nucleotides long. RefSeq names its product wall-associated receptor kinase 2. Gene Ontology annotation, cellular component: plasma membrane. Gene Ontology annotation, molecular function: polysaccharide binding; calcium ion binding; ATP binding. Gene Ontology annotation, biological process: cell surface receptor signaling pathway; protein phosphorylation. The record is from RefSeq and is a predicted model, not a curated record. The coding region runs from base 176 to 2398 and encodes 740 amino acids. NCBI's taxonomy places the organism in Eukaryota, Viridiplantae, Streptophyta, Magnoliopsida, Brassicales, Brassicaceae. The transcript has 3 exons.